CCUCGCCGCCCAUGCCCCCACGGCCUCCGGGAUACGAUCGCCGCCCGGGCACGGCGUCGAGUGGCGGAGCUCUGUCUCCCGGUCUGCCCAGCAGCGCGUUCCCCAGGCCGCCCAUGAGCCCAAACAAAAGACCCUACCAGUAUCCCCCGCCGCCUCCCGGCCCGCCGCCCGGACAACCCGGCUAUUUCCAACCGGCCAUACCGCCGUUGCCACCCCGGCCUGCGACGAGCAGCCCGCACCUCGGACCUCGAGAUCAAGGUCGUGUCUACUCACCCCCCGUGGCCAGCCCAACCACACCCGGCUCCCCCGGCUUUCCGCUGCCACCGCCGCCACCUCGCAGUCCUCAGCCGUACAGUUAUACGCCUGCAAACCAGAACCAGUCCUCCCGAAUGACGCUGCAAGGAGAGGUGAGGAUGUCACCGUCGCCAUCUCCGACAUUCGUCACUCCACAAGAAACUCCUCUGUCGUCUAGUGUUCCAAACUCGCCACCUCCCCCUUACUCUGCUAUGACCACUCAAGGGCCGGGCCUUGAACCAGGAACGGCACAGGAGCAGUUGAGGUCUCCUUCAGUCGGCUCUAUCCCUUCUAGAGUCCCAAGCCCUUCGACCGCUAGCUCAGCGCCGAUUUCGCCACUUCCUCAGCCGGGGCGAGUUGACAGUAUACGAGUUCGCCCAUCACUUUCCCAGAGGACGACAGGUACUAGCGGUUCGCGAACACCAAUUUCACCAAGCGCGGCGGCAGACAACCUCGACGCGCUGCUUCAAUCCCUGUCCAUGGAGUUCCGCAUUCCGUCUCCUGCGACUGCGAAUUUUCCGCCUGAAACUGAGUCUCCUGGUCCAGCAGACACUUCUUCUACUCCACCCUUGACUUCUCCUGCGCCGCUUGAGCCUCGAAAGUCUCCCAGGUCACAUCCGAAACCGUCCGAAGCUGGAAAGUCAGAUGAGCCUACGAAUCAAACUAAAGGCAGAGCACCAGCAAUACCGACUACUGGUCGUGCUGGUGAAAGCGGCUCGCCCCCAGCAUCUCCACCAUACCCGGUCAAUAACGACGGCACGCCUGCACAGCCAGCUUUACCGUUGUUUAUGGACAGAUUCUCGCAGCCACAACAUGAGCAGCCUUCCGACCUGCCCAAAGUCUACAAAGCAUACCGUCCGCAAGCGGAGGAGACUGGGUCCUCGAGUACAAACACAGCGAUUGGCCCUUCAAAGCAGUACAUGAGCUACAAUCCGAGUCUUGCAAGCACAAAUACAGAAACGAAUCCGGCUCCAGAACCACAAUUUCAGCCAGAGUCAAAGGCCAGUUUCGGGCCACUGCGACCUGUGACCAUGCUCUUUGAUCCAUACCAACAACAACGAGCGGGAGCUGCCCAAGAACCCCCAUCAGUCACGAGGUGUAUUGACUCACCGGUAAUUUUUGCGACAGACUGGUAUUGGCAUCCAGACGUACCUGAAUUUCUUGUCUGUUCGCGAUGCUAUGUCGAUCAUAUCUUCAAGACGAAGUUUCGGAGCUUCUUCGAAAGCAAGCGGCUCGAUAAUAACGGCACUUCACGUGUCUGCAAAUUCAGGCAUCCGCGUAUGCGGGACCAUCUGUUUCAGCACGCAGUCAGUACGGGAUCGAUGAAUGAGGCCUUGGACUGGAUGCAGGCACGUGCGGCAAUCCCGGAUUGCAGCGGGAUGAUGGGUGUCAGAGGAGUGGAGGCCCCUGGUCUUCAAUGGUACAAGCUCCGCCAAAACGAUGACAUACCGGGCUUUAUUUGCUGCCAGGCGUGCUACGAGGAUCGACUUAUGUGUUUUCCGCAGCUUGCAGAAGCCGAGUUUGUCCAAAGCCCCCCACAGCAACCGCAAGAUCACUGGGCAUGUGACAUGGCCACGCCCUAUCUGCAGCGGGAAUACGAAAGGUGUAUUGCUGCCGCAAAGAUGGGCCAGGAUUCACCAUCUGAAAGUGAGUGGCGAGCUUUCUGCCGAGAAGCCCGAGCAAGAAUGGCCAUGCCUCUCUGUGGAGGCUACCAAUUGAUGAACACAUAUCGACGCACCUGGUUUGUCCCCGACGACGGCGAUCUGUCGGGCCUUGUCCUUUGUCAGGCAUGUUACUGCGACAGCAUCUUGCACUCCGGUCAAGAGUCACGCUGGCACACCGCACCUGAGCUUUCAGAAGCAGCAGGUAGUGGGCUAGUUCGUUGUGGAAUGGGCGUGCCAAAUAUUCGCACUGCAAUGAACCGAGCCACCGAUACGAACGACUUCGAAGUCUUUUGGGCUACCGCGCGCCAAGUCAUGGCCGAAAAAUUCUGCGACCCAGACGGUAUCGCAGGCGGGAAGUGGUUCUCUCUGAAGCCCACAGACCAAGAGCAAGGAAGCCCAUUCUCGAAUGAAUUUCAUGUCUGCGGUGCGUGCCGAGCUGGCGUGAUUGAAGUGUUGCAGAUGGCGGAUCUCCUAGAACCAGUCCAAGAGAAUGGUGCGAACAUUUCUCCGAUCUAUGUUUCACGUCAAGGACAAGCACCCCGCCGAAUGUGUAGCAUCAAUCCUUCUCAGUCUCGGUUCGCUGAGCACCUGGCUUUGAUUUACGAAGCUUUCCUCAUUCGCUCGGCUGGUUCUCUGGCUUCUUACGCAUCCAAGCACACCUCAAUCGCCCCUUGUCCUAAGGAUGAUACGGAUGUCGUUCGGAAGUCAAACCCCGCUAGGAAGUGGUACGGUUGGUACGACUGUACGGUUUGCCAAGAGUGCUUUCAUGGCUUUGUGGUCCAAGGCGGACAUGACUCGUUGACGUCAAGCAUGGAAUUGCAUAAUCAACCGAUAUCAGGCGACCAAGAUAACGACGCUCUUGCAAAAAGCCACGUCGGGACAACAAUGUGCGAACUAUACAGCCCACGAAUGCGGAACCUCUUCGCCUCAUGCGCCCAGGCGUCCCCGCCUGAUCCAGCAGCGCUAUUGCAUUUCAGCAGUGCCCAGCGCAGGCUUGUGUACAUGGAGACGGUGCCGCAGAUCAGAGACAUCAUGUCCGUGAUCAGUACUGCGCUCGAGCAGAAGCGUAGCACCUCAAACAGCCAGGUGCUCCGAAACGAUCUCCACCGUGUGACGAGGCAAUUCCAGUACAUCCCGCACCCUCAUCAAGCAAGGCCGGCUCGGGCGCCGCGACCAAGUGGUACAAAGUCGUUGGGGCCGGCGGCACAUGCCCCGGUACCGAUGAUGUCGCCCACAAGCCUCGGGCACGGCUUCGCAUACAGGGAGUUACUGGUCGCUGCGCAGCACGAAAGCCAGCUCUGGGCUACGGUACUUCAGAGGACGGGGGGCCAGGCGCCGCAUGUAAUUCUCGGGGAGCUGGAGAAGCGGUGGCGGAGCGUUGAGUGAUUGCUGCAGACGCAAUCUAGAUUAUGAGCGUCCAAGGUGUAUGGGUAGUCGCUUGGUGGCCUAUAUAUCAGCGCAAGCGUGCACAUUCUUGAACUGAUCGCGCCAUGCAAAUACUUCAAGGCUUAGAUCUCCACAGCCUAUUCUCGUGAAUGCUAGUCUUAAUGACCAUCCAGAGGGGUGAUGCAGGCCUUUCAGUGUACGUUGAGUUUCACCGUGGCGCAAUAUUCCUGCA
Messenger RNA from Microdochium trichocladiopsis, 3576 nucleotides. RefSeq lists its product as uncharacterized. NCBI's taxonomy places the organism in Eukaryota, Fungi, Ascomycota, Sordariomycetes, Xylariales, Microdochiaceae. The coding region runs from base 12 to 3344 and encodes 1110 amino acids. The transcript has a single exon. The record is from RefSeq and is a predicted model, not a curated record.